AUGGAAGUUUUCCCCUUGCUCUUGGUUUUGUCCGUCUGGUGGUCUCGAACCUGGGACUCGGCAAAUGCGGAUUCGAUCAUUCACAUCGGGGCAAUUUUUGAUGAAUCUGCCAAAAAAGAUGAUGAGGUAUUUCGCACAGCAGUUGGUGACCUCAACCAGAAUGAGGAGAUCUUACAGACCGAGAAAAUCACAUUUUCAGUGACAUUUGUUGAUGGCAACAACCCUUUUCAAGCAGUUCAAGAAGCCUGUGAACUUAUGAGUCAAGGCAUCUUAGCCUUGGUCAGCUCCAUUGGCUGCACAUCAGCAGGGUCCCUCCAGUCUUUGGCAGAUGCCAUGCAUAUCCCCCACCUCUUCAUUCAGCGCUCAACAGCUGGGACUCCAAGAAGUAGCUGUGGACUCACCAGGAGCAACAGGAAUGACGACUAUACUCUCUCUGUUCGCCCACCUGUCUACUUGAAUGAUGUUAUCCUAAGAGUGGUCACAGAGUAUGCCUGGCAGAAAUUCAUUAUAUUCUAUGAUAGUGAAUAUGAUAUCCGUGGAAUACAGGAGUUUUUGGACAAAGUAUCUCAGCAGGGGAUGGAUGUUGCACUUCAGAAGGUAGAAAACAACAUCAAUAAAAUGAUCACCACUCUCUUUGAUACCAUGAGAAUAGAGGAAUUGAAUCGCUAUCGAGACACUCUUAGGCGAGCCAUCCUUGUUAUGAAUCCUGCCACAGCCAAAUCCUUCAUUACUGAGGUUGUGGAAACUAAUUUGGUUGCUUUUGACUGUCACUGGAUCAUUAUAAAUGAGGAAAUAAACGAUGUGGAUGUACAAGAACUUGUAAGAAGGUCAAUUGGAAGGUUAACGAUUAUUCGUCAGACAUUUCCAGUCCCCCAGAAUAUAAGUCAGAGGUGUUUCCGUGGCAACCAUCGAAUAUCUUCAACAUUGUGUGAUCCAAAGGAUCCAUUUGCUCAGAAUAUGGAGAUUUCAAACCUUUACAUAUAUGAUACGGUGCUUCUGCUGGCCAACGCUUUUCAUAAGAAGCUGGAGGACCGGAAGUGGCACAGCAUGGCGAGUUUGUCAUGUAUCAGAAAGAACUCCAAGCCCUGGCAGGGAGGGCGUUCCAUGCUGGAGACCAUCAAGAAGGGUGGAGUUAGUGGGUUGACUGGAGAGCUGGAAUUUGGAGAAAAUGGAGGCAAUCCCAAUGUCCACUUUGAAAUUCUUGGAACCAACUAUGGAGAAGAGCUUGGCAGAGGUGUUCGCAAACUCGGGUGCUGGAAUCCUGUCACAGGUCUGAAUGGGUCACUGACUGACAAGAAACUGGAGAACAACAUGCGUGGAGUAGUUCUACGUGUAGUGACUGUUCUGGAAGAACCUUUUGUAAUGGUCUCUGAAAAUGUCUUGGGUAAGCCGAAGAAAUACCAGGGCUUCUCCAUUGAUGUUUUGGAUGCCUUAUCUAACUACCUGGGUUUUAACUAUGAAAUUUAUGUUGCACCGGAUCACAAGUAUGGAAGCCCACAAGAGGAUGGGACAUGGAAUGGCUUGGUAGGAGAACUAGUAUUCAAGAGAGCCGACAUAGGAAUUUCUGCUUUAACCAUCACUCCAGAUCGUGAGAACGUGGUGGACUUUACAACACGUUACAUGGACUACUCAGUGGGGGUACUACUUCGAAGGGCUGAAAAGACGGUGGAUAUGUUUGCCUGUCUUGCACCAUUUGAUCUCUCUCUGUGGGCUUGCAUUGCUGGCACAGUCCUUCUGGUGGGUCUACUGGUCUACCUCUUGAACUGGCUUAAUCCCCCACGAUUACAAAUGGGAUCAAUGACGUCUACUACUCUCUACAACUCCAUGUGGUUUGUGUAUGGAUCCUUUGUACAGCAAGGUGGGGAGGUCCCAUACACGACUCUGGCUACCCGAAUGAUGAUGGGGGCUUGGUGGCUUUUUGCUUUGAUUGUCAUCUCAUCUUACACAGCAAACCUUGCUGCUUUCCUCACUAUCACCCGCAUUGAAAGCUCCAUCCAGUCUCUCCAGGACCUUUCCAAGCAAACAGACAUCCCUUAUGGCACGGUCCUGGACUCUGCAGUAUAUGAGCACGUCCGCAUGAAGGGACUGAAUCCUUUUGAGAGGGACAGCAUGUACUCCCAAAUGUGGCGGAUGAUCAACAGAAGCAAUGGAUCAGAAAACAAUGUCCUGGAGUCCCAAGCAGGCAUUCAAAAGGUAAAAUAUGGAAAUUAUGCUUUUGUUUGGGAUGCAGCUGUAUUGGAAUAUGUGGCUAUCAAUGACCCAGAUUGUUCCUUUUACACCAUUGGGAAUACUGUUGCUGAUCGGGGAUAUGGAAUCGCAUUGCAACAUGGCAGUCCUUACCGGGAUGUUUUCUCACAAAGAAUCCUGGAGCUUCAGCAGAAUGGUGACAUGGACAUCCUGAAGCACAAAUGGUGGCCUAAGAACGGCCAGUGUGACCUGUACUCGUCAGUGGACACAAAGCAAAAAGGAGGCGCCCUGGACAUAAAGAGCUUUGCAGGAGUGUUUUGCAUCCUGGCUGCUGGGAUUGUCCUCUCCUGCUUCAUUGCCAUGCUGGAGACGUGGUGGAACAAGAGGAAAGGCUCCCGGGUCCCAUCGAAAGAGGAUGACAAGGAAAUUGACCUGGAGCACCUCCAUAGACGUGUAAAUAGCUUGUGCACAGAUGACGACAGCCCCCAUAAACAGUUUUCCACCUCGUCAAUUGACUUGACCCCUCUGGACAUUGACACUUUGCCAACACGACAAGCACUGGAGCAGAUCAGUGAUUUCAGGAACACUCAUAUUACCACAACAACCUUUAUCCCAGAGCAGAUCCAGACUCUUAGCCGCACACUGUCAGCUAAAGCUGCCUCUGGCUUCACUUUUGGCAACGUGCCUGAGCACCGAACUGGCCCUUUUAGGCACAGGGCACCUAAUGGGGGCUUUUUCAGGAGUCCCAUAAAAACAAUGUCAUCUAUUCCUUAUCAACCAACUCCUACCCUGGGGCUCAAUCUGGGUAAUGAUCCAGACCGAGGCACCUCCAUAUGA
Cynocephalus volans (Philippine flying lemur) is the source of this 3024-nucleotide messenger RNA. It is a transcript of the gene GRID2, whose product is annotated as glutamate ionotropic receptor delta type subunit 2. Bases 1 to 3024 code for a protein of 1007 amino acids. Gene Ontology annotation, cellular component: postsynaptic density membrane; plasma membrane. The transcript has 16 exons. Gene Ontology annotation, molecular function: transmitter-gated monoatomic ion channel activity involved in regulation of postsynaptic membrane potential; glutamate receptor activity. NCBI's taxonomy places the organism in Eukaryota, Metazoa, Chordata, Mammalia, Dermoptera, Cynocephalidae. The record is from RefSeq and is a predicted model, not a curated record. Gene Ontology annotation, biological process: synaptic transmission, glutamatergic; monoatomic ion transport; modulation of chemical synaptic transmission.